AAAACUCACGAAAAAUAAUUAAAACUCACGAAAAAAAAUAAAACUCACGAAAAAAAUUAAAACUCACGAUAAAAAAUUAAAACUCACGAAAAAAAAAGACACGCAAAAUUGAAAACUAGUCCUCACGACGCGAAAAGUAUACCGCACGAAAUAAAAUCGCAGUAGUUUUUUUCAAAUGUCCCUUCCCGGGCUCCGUAUUCAGCUGACGUGUCGUGUGAUUAGACAACAGACAAAAAUUUGAUUGAAAUCACGUGCUCAAUCAACGCGCUCAACUCAACAGUCACACAUUCAGUCUCUAAAACAGCUCCAUGUUUUUCCAAGUCUUCACUCUUAUGCUCUUAAUAUUGUCGUUUUCAAUACCAUGGACAACGAUAGUCCAGGACCAGCACUUUUUACCAGUACACCGAUAAAAAGCAGAUCGAUUGGCUUGCAUAAAGAAACAAGUUCGCCGCCCUUCAAAAGGCAACGAAUGACGACUGUUAGCUAUGGACGUGGCGAGUUCUCUACUCCCUCAGAUGACUGCAUAAUCUUCGAUGAUUCAUUCAGUUACUGCUCAAGUCCCGAAAAUGUCAGCUCUAAUGCCAGUGACAUAAGCAACCACGAAUUUGCUGAAGAACAAAUCCAUGCUGCACAAAUUAAUAGUGGACGUGGUAAAGGAGCAAAUGAAAGACAACAGUACUUGGGGAGACGGGAUCGAUGAGAAACUGAAGACUAUGGCUGAGAAGGAAGGAAAGAGGGUGUGCCCUGUGUGUGGGACAUCAAUGGACA
Nematostella vectensis (starlet sea anemone) is the source of this 768-nucleotide messenger RNA. RefSeq lists its product as uncharacterized. The record is from RefSeq and is a predicted model, not a curated record. Lineage: Eukaryota; Metazoa; Cnidaria; Anthozoa; Actiniaria; Edwardsiidae. Bases 362 to 700 code for a protein of 112 amino acids. The transcript is spliced from 3 exons.